Molecule: messenger RNA, 1020 nt
Organism: Australozyma saopauloensis
Lineage: Eukaryota; Fungi; Ascomycota; Pichiomycetes; Serinales; Metschnikowiaceae
Gene: YEA4
Product: Yea4p
Exons: 1
Coding region: 1-1020 (339 amino acids)
Biological process (GO): transmembrane transport
Cellular component (GO): Golgi membrane; endoplasmic reticulum membrane
Molecular function (GO): UDP-N-acetylglucosamine transmembrane transporter activity
Source: RefSeq, a predicted model, not a curated record
AUGGAGUGGGUUCUAGUGCCUGGACAGAUCUUCAGUGGCUGCUGUCUCAAUGUGUUUCUGUUGGAAUCGCUUUUGGCCGCUCCCUCGGACACAGGCGUCGAUUAUGGUCCUGUAGUGACAGCUUGUCAGUAUCUACUCACGUCAGCAAUAAGUGUAGUUCCGCUUUUGGAUUAUUCGGAGGGUCUGUGGCGUCGUGGGUUUCUCCAAGAACCGCGACUUCCGCGUAGAAAGCUCGCGGUGGUCGUUCUUAUGUACUUUGCAGUGUCGGUGUUGAACAACGCGGCUUGGAAAUACGACUUGAGUGUGCCCGUACAUACAAUGUUUCGGUCAAGUGGCACCGUGGUGCUGCUUGCGGUUGGGUACUUGUUUGGCGGAAAGCUGUACUCCAAGGGCCAGGUAGUAUCGUGUAUAGUUAUGACUACAGGAAUCUUAAUGGUAGUGGCUCAGAAACAUGCUGGUCCGGCUACGAAGGAUGCAGAGACCGGCAAGGGAAUUGUGGGUGCGCACUUGUACUUCUGGGGUGUGUUUAUGUUGUUUGUGUCAUCCAUUAUCCUGGCGUUUAUGGGGCUCUACACCGAGAACAUGUUUCGCAGACACGGCCGCCAUUGGAAGGAGUCGCUCUUUUACCUCCAUUUCUACGGCCUUCCGCUAUUCCUCAUCUAUUCGCGGACCAUCCGAGAUGGCUGUGUGGCCAUCUGGUCCUCGCUGCCAACAUAUACUAUUGUUCCAGGCCUCAGCUGGCAGAUCCUGCAGCAAUCGCUUCUUCUUUUGGUCAAUGCUGUAACUCAGAUGAUAUGUGUUCGAGGCGUCAAUCGCUUGACGAGCUUUGCAUCGGCGUUGACCAUCACUGUCAUCUUGUCUCUUCGUAAGUUUGCAAAUUUGGUCAUCAGCUCGAUUGUAUUUGGAAAUACGUUCAACUGGCAGAGUAUUACUGGCUCAAUUCUUUUGGUGCUUGGGUCUAUCCAAUAUGCUAUCUAUUCUAUAAAGGAGAAGAACAAGAAGAAGGACAUGCUUGAUUGA